Molecule: messenger RNA, 471 nt
Organism: Penicillium crustosum
Lineage: Eukaryota; Fungi; Ascomycota; Eurotiomycetes; Eurotiales; Aspergillaceae
Exons: 3
Coding region: 1-471 (156 amino acids)
Source: RefSeq, a predicted model, not a curated record
AUGGACAAAGUCUGGGAGUCUUAUGAUGAGGACACCAAAUCCCAUGUCACCAACCAGCUCAAGGAAUAUCUCCUCGAACUUCGGCAGAUCAGCAACGGUAGCUACAUAGGCUCAGCUAAUUCUGGCCCUGUUACCGACCCGAUCUUGGAAAGUUAUCAUGACCAUUCGACUCAGAAGAAGCUUUCAAUAGUGCAAUUAUCGAUGCCUAUCAAUCCAAGCCACCAAAAUGAUAGACCAAGAAUUUCUUAUCUGAUCGUGUUCACCCACAGAGACCUACGCCUUCACAAUAUCAUGGUAAACGAUGGAUCUGUCAGCGGGGUUCUGGAUUGGGAGUUUAGUGGCUGGUAUCCGGAAUACUGGGAAUUCUCAAAGGCUCUCUAUAUCUGGAAAUGGCAAAAUGAUUGGACGGACUACCUGGUACAGAUUCUUCAGCCGUCUUAUGCUGAAUAUGCGGUUUUUGAUAAGACAUAG